AUGUCUGUUGCUGAAUCUCUCCGAGAGUUUGUGACCGAGCGGCUCGCUGCUGCUACUGAAGACAUUUUGGGAGUUUUGAACAGAACUGUGGUCCAGUACGAGGAAGAGCUGGACCGUCAACGCAGACUGCUGGAUUUGGUUUGGAAACCUCACAUUCUCUUACACAGAAUCGGUAAGAAGAGCCAAGUUUAGACUGAAUAAUGAAGCAGAAGCUCGGUUUAGAUCAGGGCUGCCUCUCCUCUCGGUUUCCAUGUAAACACAUUCUCUUUAAGUUACAACUUAUCUUACUGCUCUUUUCUUCAUAGUAUCAAAACUUAUUUAACAUUGUAUUGCAAAUUUUAUGUCAUUUAUCUUGCUAGAGUCGAUCAGUAUUGCACCUCAAUUCUUCAACAUUUUAACUGAAUUGUGUUUAAUGUUACUUCUCAGUCCUGAAAAUAUGACAUCCUUCUCGUGAUUCCAAUUCUCUGUUUUCUGUCUGCUGGGUCUAAAACCUGCAACAUUUACCUGAUAACAUAUAAAGAAGAGAAAGACAAUGGUAUAUACUCGAGGAGAAUGGACCGAGAUAGCUUCAGGUACCAUGUCGAAACCACUCUAAAGGUAUUUCCGCCCAGUCUCUUUUAUUUAGUCUUGUCCCUGGUUACACAAUGUUUCUAAAAGGGGUGGUAGAUGGUGCAGCAAAGUAAACAUUCUCAUAAAGCAUAAUAAUGAACACUUGUGAAUAUGUGAAGGUCAAGGCAGCAUCUAAUGAGCUCCUUCUGAUAACAGCGGCACCUCCUCAAAAACUCCCCACGAUUUAUAGCGGAGGAUCCAUCACUCACACUCCCCCACCUGCUGAUAGGAAAGACACAGUCACAGAAAACUGAAAGAACAUUGUUGUGCUGUGUAGUAAAUCUGUUGGAGAGAGAAGUUAGGAAACACUCUUAUAUAAUGUAUAAAAAGAGGUCAAAACAGUUUAUACUUGUAGUCAACUCUUACAUAAGAAUAUGAGGAAUAAUGAUAACUUCUAUAUACAUUUAUGCACAUUAUUCUAACAAAGACAAUGGUAUAUACUCGAGGAGAAUGGACAGAGAUAGCAUCAGGUACCAUCUCGAAACCACUCUGUAAGGUAUUUCCGCCCAGUCUCUUUAUUUAGGGUUGUCCCUGGUUACACAAUGUUGCUAAAGGGUGGGGGAAAAUAUGUGCAGCAACGUAAGCACUCUCAUAAAACAUAACAAUGUACAACUGUGAAUAUGUGAAGUUCAAGGCGACAUUGUUGCAUCUAACGAGCUCCUUCUGAUAAGAGCGGAUCCUCCUCUAACUUCCCACGAUACCAAAACAGUGGAGGAUACAUCCCACACACCUGCUGAUAGGAGAAACGAGGUCACAGAGAAGUUAAGAAACAUUCAUGUGCUAGGUAAUGAAGCUAUUGGAGAGAGAAGUUAGAAAACACUCUUAUAUGUGUAACAAGAGGUCAAAACAGUUUAUACUUGUAGUAAACUCUUACAUAAGAAUAUGAGGAAUAAUGUUAACUUCUAUAUACAUUUAUGCAUAUUAUUCUAAAACUGUCCCAUCUCAUUGACAUAUUUAUGCUUCUGUGUUCCUGCAGAUAUUCCACAACAACAUGACUGUGAGGAGGACGAGGUUGUCUCAGACCUGCAUCCCUGGAACCAGGAGAGGAACUCCAGUCCGGAACAAGAGGACCCAGAGCCUCUACAGAUUAAAGAGGAAGAGGAGGAAUUCUCCACCAGUCAGGACAGAGAGCAGCUGGAACCAAAGCAGGAGACUGAACCCUUGAUGUUAACUCUAACCUGCCAUGAACCAGAAGUAAAGAAGGAAGACCAGUUCCUGUCUCACAACUCUCAUGAGGCUGCAAACCAAGAUCCACAGAAAGACAAGCUCACAGAGUCAGAAUCAACUUCAAAAUCAGAACUACACCCCCCAAAAAAAGUUUACAAACGAAGAAGUCAGAAGACAAAACAGCCUAAGGUUCACUCUGAUCCUCAACAAGGUGAAAAGACUUUUAAAUCUGACACAAAUAGGGAAACUUUAACCAGCAAUUCAAAUUUACAGACACAUCGAAGUGUUCCCACUGGUAAGAAGCAUACUUGUGAGAGUUGUGGGAAGAUAUUCAGAUACAAGUAUUUGCUGACAAAUCACUCAAGAUCACACACAGGUGAGAAACCAUACUCCUGUGGGAAAAGCUUCAAGUGGAAACCAGAUUUUAAAAAGCACAUGGAAAUACAUUCAAGAGAAAAGCUGACCACCUGCAAAACAUGUGGCAAAUCUUUUACCUAUACAAGUCACCUGAAAAUACACAUGAGAAAACACACAGGUGAGAAACCAUACUCCUGUGGCACUUGUGGGAAAAGCUUCAUGGUGAAUUCAAGUUUAAAAACACACAUGCGAAUUCAUUCAGGAGAAAAGCUGUUCACCUGUGAAACAUGUGGCAAAUCUUUAACCUGUACAAGUAGCCUGAGAAUACACAUGAGAAAACACACAGGUGAGAGACCAUACUCCUGUGGCACCUGUGGGAAAAGCUACAAGGUGAAUUCAAGUUUAAAAACACACAUGCGAAUUCAUUCAGGAGAAAAGCUGUUCACCUGUGAAACAUGUGGCAAAUCUUUUAAUCGUACAUUUAGCCUGAAAAAGCACACGAGAUCACACACAGGUGAGAGACCAUACUCCUGUGGCACCUGUGGGAAAAGCUUCAUGGUGAGUUCGAAUUUAAAAAGGCACAUGCUUAUUCACUCAGGAGAAAAGCUGUUCACCUGUGAAACAUGCAGCAAAUCUUUUAACAGGAAGGAUCAAUUAAAACUGCACAUGAGAACACACACAGGUGAGAAACCGUACACCUGUGGCACCUGUGGGAAAAGCUUUGAUAAGUCUUCAGUUUUAAAAACGCACAUUCUUAUUCACUCAGGAGAAAAGCUGUUCACCUGUGAAACAUGUGGCAAAUCUUUUAAUAGUACAAGUGACCUGAAAACACACAUGAGAACACACACAGGUGAGAGACCGUACUCCUGUGGCACUUGUGGGAAAAGUUUUGCCCAGACUUCAAGUUUAAAAACGCACAUGCUUUUUCAUUCAGAAGAAAAGCUAUUUACUUGUGAAACAUGCAGCAAAUCUUUUGUCAGUGUAACUAGACUGAAAAUACACAUGAGAAAACACACAGGUGAGAGACCAUACUCCUGUGGCACCUGUGGGAAAACCUUCAGUCAGACUGGACAUUUAAAAAAGCACAUGGUUAUUCACUCAGGAGAAAAGCUGUUCACCUGUGAAACAUGCAGCAAAUCUUUUAACAGGAAGGAUCAACUUAAACUGCACAUGAGAACACACACAGGUGAGAGACCGUACUCCUGCCGCAUUUGUAGGAAAAAGUUCAGUGCGAAUUCCAGUUUAAAAUUGCACAUGCUUAUUCACUCAAGAGAAAAGCUGUUCACCUGUGAAACAUGCAGCAAAUCUUUUGUCAGUACAACUAGACUGAAAAUGCACAUGAGAAUACACACAGGUGAGAGACCAUACUCCUGUGGCACCUGUGGGAAAAGCUUCAUUCAUUGUUCAAGUUUCAAAUACCACAUGCAAAUUCACUCGAGAUCAGAAUUUCACCUGUGA
This is a messenger RNA of Xyrichtys novacula (pearly razorfish), 3591 nucleotides long. Lineage: Eukaryota; Metazoa; Chordata; Actinopteri; Labriformes; Labridae. The record is from the annotation of a GenBank genome assembly.